AUGCUGGCCGUCCGAAGUUUGCCCCUAAUUGCCGCCGGGCUGCUCCUUGUUGCCGCGAGCCCAGCAAUUAACAAACGGGACGCGGAGGAUGAGCAACCCGAGCAACCCGAAGCCAUCAAUCCUGAUCGCGAUCUCACUGAGCAUUGCCACAAAAUUUCUGAGUAUUCAGGAGAGCAUUACUGUGAGGUAUUCUCCGAAUGCUGCUGCCCCGACAGGCAAUACUCGGCGGAGAUCUGUAUGAAAAAGGAGGAUUUCUGCGAAUUCGAUAACGCUACGAUGACCGUCACCGACAAGAAAUGUGUGCUAACCGCUUGCUACUAUCCGACAACACUGGCUGAGGUGGUUCAAGAAGAAAUUGUACAUGAUGUGGUCACUGAAAUUACCUCAUCGGCUUCGACAGAGGCCAUUGUGGCUCUUUCUCAGACCACUGAACCCUCCGAAACCUCAACAACAAUAUCCACAGCUUCGUCCACAGAGCAGGUGGCCCUAGACGCCGAAACCACGUUGAAACCCGACGAGGAAACUACUGCAGGGCCGGCUGACGGGGAAACGCCAUCUGGUGAGAUUCCACCUGAGGGGCCGGAGGCUCAGGCUCGUCCGGCUGGUAAUGGGACCGAAAUCGAGGAGGAGGAAGGCUCCGGUGAUGGAGAUGGAGAUGGUAGCGGAACUAACGGCUACACAAUCGCCCUGGUCUCAUCCCUACUCUUCGCCGCUUUCACCGCCAACUUC
Messenger RNA from Mesorhabditis spiculigera, 729 nucleotides. NCBI's taxonomy places the organism in Eukaryota, Metazoa, Nematoda, Chromadorea, Rhabditida, Rhabditidae. The record is from the annotation of a GenBank genome assembly.